CACAGCCAGGCGAGCUAAACCUCGAACGCCACUCCAAAGGCUAGUUAUGGCUCCGCGUCCUCUCUCUUCUGUCGCCGUCCUCCUCCUCGUCGCCGUCGCGGCCGCGUGGACUGGAGGCGCCGAUGGGUGCCCAGCGUCCGACCGCGCGGCGCUUCUGGCCUUCCGCUCCGCCCUGUCUGAACCGUACCUCGGGAUCUUCUCGUCGUGGAAGGGGAAGAACUGCUGCUCCCGGUGGUACGGCGUGAGCUGCGAUCCCACCACUGGGCGCGUAGCCGACAUUACCCUCCGCGGCGAGUCGGAGGACCCCAUCCUCGCCCGCGCAGGCCACUCCGGCGGCCUCAUGUCCGGCCGCAUCUCACCGGAGAUCUGCCUCCUGGACCGCCUCACCACCCUCAUCCUCGCCGACUGGAAGCAGAUCUCUGGGCCUAUCCCCCCUUGCAUCACCUCCCUCCCCCUCCUCCGCAUCCUCGACCUCGUUGGCAAUCGCCUCUCCGGCUCCCUCCCCGCCGACAUUGGCCGCCUCUCCCGCCUCACCGUCCUCAACGUCGCCGAUAACCAGAUUUCCGGCACCAUCCCAUCCUCCCUCGUCGCCCUUUCCUCCCUCAUGCACCUCGAGCUCAGUAACAACCAGAUCUCCGGCACCAUUCCUACCGACUUCGGAAACCUGCGAAAGCUCAGCCGCGCACUCCUCGGCCGAAACCGCAUCUCCGGCGUAAUCCCCGUAUCCGUGGGCCACAUGACUCGUCUUGCCGACCUCGACCUCGCCGAGAACCGUAUCUCCGGGGAUAUCCCCGCGAGCCUGGGGUUCAUGCCGGUACUAUCCUCCCUAUACCUCGACUCCAACCGGCUCACCGGCCACAUCCCAGCGGCGCUGCUCGCGAGCAGGGGGCUCAGCAUCCUAAACCUGAGCCGGAACGCCAUCGAAGGGGAGAUACCGGACGUGUUCGGCUACCGGUCAUACUACACGGCGCUGGAUCUGUCGUACAACCAGCUGAGAGGCAGCGUGCCGAAAACGCUGGUGACCGCGGCGUACGUAGGGCACUUAGAUCUCAGCCACAACCACCUCUGCGGGGCCAUCCCCGCCGGCUCCCCGUUCGACCACCUCGAGGCCGCCUCCUUCGCCAACAACGACUGCCUCUGCGGCGGGCCGCUGCCGGCUUGCCGGUGAGCCCGGCAUGGAGAUCCGGGCGACUGCUUCUUCGUGUUGUGUGUUAUUCUUGCUUACGAGUGUUAUUAUCAGAAGCGCAUGCACGUGAAAGUAAAACAGGGGGAGGGGAGAGAAUGUAUGUUAAUGUGUGAUGCUCUUUGUAGUUUUUACUUGGUGAGUGUGGGCAGCUUCUUUGGGUACUAACUGUGGACAAUAUCAUCGAUAUGAGUACAGCAGUCAAUUUAAAUUUGAUCUUCGGACCA
This is a messenger RNA of Musa acuminata subsp. malaccensis (wild Malaysian banana), 1410 nucleotides long. RefSeq names its product DNA damage-repair/toleration protein DRT100-like. Gene Ontology annotation, molecular function: protein binding. Lineage: Eukaryota; Viridiplantae; Streptophyta; Magnoliopsida; Zingiberales; Musaceae. The record is from RefSeq and is a predicted model, not a curated record.